AUGCAAGCCACCCCAGCGCGUUCGCCUCCCCGAGAUGUCGCCGAGCACCCGUGCAUUGCAUCGAACGCCACGUCCCCGGGUCUCCCUCAUCAGCGCGUACUCCCCGCUCGCUGCGUCCAGCCUCCGAUGAUCAGAGUCCCUCUUGCUACGGUCGCCAUCUAUCGGCAGCGUCGAACGAAGCCUCCUGCGCUCACCGCUCUGCCCCGUGUCGGUCAGGGACUCAGAGGAUUGUGCAUCGCACCAUGCCAGGAAAGCGUUGCGCGCUCUUCGACUUCUAUGCGACCCACUCGCCGCGCCAUUCGCUCUUCGCCUGCUCCCCCUCCCCCCUCCCCCGCCGUCACCGCCGCCAAUCAAGAUGGCGCAGACGGCGGGCACGUCGUCCUCCGCUGGGCAAGAAAACGUGGUGCAGUGCGAGCCGCGAGCCAAACAGCAUGCUCGACAGGGGACUCGGUAUCCACAAUGGGCGACGAGAGCCCACGGCGCACGCGGCAUCGAGGUGGACGUUGCCGCGCUCCCCUCUCUUUCCUGUGCUUCCGUGUGAUGGCCGCUGACCAGCUCCCAAUGCGUCGUGUAUUUUUCCAGAAUGCGGCCGGUGCAGGCAUUCCGCAGGAUCGUGGGAUUCGGGCGAGGCAGCGGUCGUGCUGCGCCGCGCCGGGGUCCUCCGCUGAGUCUCUCCUCGUGUCCUCCACUCGCUAUGGGCAGGGAUGGGCGCGUGUGCGGUGUCGGUUGCAACAGAUCUAUCAUGUGCUAGGCUUCAUUGACAUGCCCGUCGCCACCGCGCGCAAAACAAGUCCGCAUCGCAAAUGA
Molecule: messenger RNA, 807 nt
Organism: Heterobasidion irregulare TC 32-1
Lineage: Eukaryota; Fungi; Basidiomycota; Agaricomycetes; Russulales; Bondarzewiaceae
Exons: 3
Coding region: 1-807 (268 amino acids)
Source: RefSeq, a predicted model, not a curated record